Molecule: messenger RNA, 1791 nt
Organism: Girardinichthys multiradiatus
Lineage: Eukaryota; Metazoa; Chordata; Actinopteri; Cyprinodontiformes; Goodeidae
Gene: mettl17
Product: methyltransferase like 17
Exons: 14
Coding region: 122-1516 (464 amino acids)
Biological process (GO): translation
Cellular component (GO): mitochondrial small ribosomal subunit
Molecular function (GO): methyltransferase activity; structural constituent of ribosome
Source: RefSeq, a predicted model, not a curated record
UUUAGCGGUUGAUCGGACUUGUUUUGUUGAGACUCAGCUAUUGCACGGCGUGCUUUACAAAAGCGUUGAUUAAAGUUUUUUUUUUUUUACGGCGUUGAAGUUUCUUUGUGACACCGAGGACAUGGCAGCACGGAGCUACGGAGCCUGUUUUCUCUGUCAGCGGGCGGCGGCGGUUAAAAUAAUGUUCAGGUGUGUGAGUGCAGCAGCUCAACCGCAGCCCGGGUCGGAUUUCCUGAAAGGCGAACCUCACAGGAAGCACCCAGGUGUGACCAAUCUGAAGACUGUGCGACUACCCGAGGAGCUCCAGUUGGCUGCACAGUCCAUUAUUCACACUAUAGGAGCUCAGGUGCCUCAACUUGCAGUGCGCACUCACAAGCUCACAAACAUCCUUUGGAGCCGGAAGCGAGCGGUCGAGGAUUUGACGCUGAGGCAGAAAGCUGUGAGCAUGGAGAAGGAACUCUGGGAGAAAGCCAUGCAGAAGACUGGAGAUUUUGACGAGCAGGUGCUGGAGGAUCGCAUCAGGAAGAAAGUUUUGUCGGACCUCAGAAGAACAACAUAUCGCUGGACUCCCCUAAAGUACGAUGAAGAGCUGGGCGUGGUGUACAUGGCGGCUCGGCUGGCUGGAGGCUAUGCUGCAGUCAGGAGAGCUCUUAAUGAGAUAAAGAAGCGAGAUCCUUCAUUUGCCCCUCAGUCCCUCCUGGAUUUUGGUUCUGGCUUAGGAACCGUGGCCUGGGCGUCACACUCGUGUUGGGGCGACUCUUUGAAGGAGAUGGUGUGUGUGGACAGCUCUGCGCCAAUGAACAUUUUGGCAGAACGACUUCUCAAAGGGAAUGAUGAAAGAGCUGAACCUCACUUCAAACAAGUCUAUUUCAGACAGUUUCUUCCCGUCUCUCCUAAGGUGCAGUUCGAUUUGGUGGUUGCAGCUUUUACCCUUUCAGAGCUUCCCAGCGUGAACGAGCGAGAGGAAGCAGUGACAACUCUUUGGAGGAAGACCAGCUCCUACCUGGUGCUGGUGGAAAACGGUACCAAAGAGGGCCAUCAGAUGCUGAUGGAAGCCAGAGACUCUUUACUCAAGAAACAAGAAAAGGUCCUUCAUGACCCCAGACCAGCAUCGGUAUUUGCGCCGUGCCCACAUGAAAUGAUGUGCCCUAAACUGGCCCAGGAGCCCAUCACACCUUGCAACUUCCAGCAGCGCUACCAGCCUCUUCCUCUGCCAGGGCGGCACGAGUGUCAGACAGAGAAGUUCGGCUUCCUGAUCCUGAGUCGAACGGAACCAGCAGAGACGGGACUGGGAGGUGUGGACUGGGGCAGGCUGAUUGCACCAGUGCUGCGCAGAACGCGACACAUCCACUGCCACGUGUGUCGCUCCAACGGACAGCUGCAGCACUUGGUGGUGACGGCGCGGAAACACAGCCGAGAUAUGUACCGCUGCGCUCGGAACAGUGAUUGGGGAGAUCAGCUGCCAGUUGUUGAAGACGUCACAGAAGAGGCGGCCCACAGUGACUCGGAGAGAUGAUUCUGAUGAAAACAAGCUAAUAAUGGACUUCUGAAGGAUUGGGAACAGAGUUAUCACUUAAUCCAAAAGCAGAUGCACUGAUGUUCGCUGUAGUGUCCCCCCAUCGCCCGUGUUUUAUAAAUCACAGGAGAUGUGCCUCUAUUACACAUUUACAUGUUUUUUUAUUACCUACAAUGGUCAUUGAAUGUUUGUCCUGUUUUUGCGUCUGAUGUGCAUCCAAUUGUUUAACAUGUAAAUGUCUCAAAAUAAAACUUCCUUCCAACCUUUAAACUUUA